CUUCUAUAGAAGCUUUUUUAUUUCAACGCUAUUCCCUGUAUCGAGUUCGCUCGCAAAACCUCAGCAAAAAUGGCGCUUAAAACCCUAUCCACUACUUUCCUCUCACCUCUUUCUCUUUCCAAAUCCAAAUUUCCGCAACAUUUACUCACCACCAAGCCUGGCCUCAUUCUCUGCGAAUUCUCGCGCUCUCAGAAAUCGCGUUUGCCCGCCGACGAGUCGGAAGGCAUCGGCGCCGCCGCUCCGUCGCCCGGCGAGAAGUUUCUCGAACGCCAACAGUCGUACGAAGCUGCCAAGCUCAUCCUUAAAGAAAACAAGAAGAGGAAAAAGAAGAAAGAUAACGCUGUAAAAGCUUCUCGAAACGUCGCUUCCUGCUACGGCUGCGGCGCUCCGUUGCACACUUCCGAUGCCGUCGCCCCUGGCUACGUUGAUCCUGAAACCUAUGAAUUGAAGAAGAAACACCACCAGCUUAGAACCGUUCUGUGUAGACGGUGCCAGCUUUUGUCGCACGGCGAGAUGAUAACUGCCGUCGGAGGACACGGAGGAUACCCUGGCGGUAAAUUAUUCGUUACCGCUGAAGAGCUUCGAGAGAAGUUGUCUCACUUGCGUCACGAGAAAGCUCUUAUUGUCAAACUGGUUGAUAUUGUUGACUUCAAUGGCAGUUUUUUGUCUCGUGUUCGAGAUCUUGCCGGUUCUAACCCAAUUAUACUGGUGGUAACUAAGGUUGAUCUCCUUCCAAGAGAUACUGAUCUUAAUUGUGUAGGGGAUUGGGUUGUAGAGGCUACCAUGAGAAAGAAGCUGAAUGUUCUCAGUGUUCAUCUCACCAGUUCCAAAUCAUUGGUUGGAGUAACCGGAGUGAUAUCAGAAAUCCAGAAAGAGAAGAAGGGAAGGGAUGUUUACAUUCUGGGUUCAGCUAAUGUUGGAAAAUCCGCCUUCAUCAAUGCUUUACUAAAAACAAUGGCUAUAAAUGAUCCGGUGGCCGCAUCUGCACAAAGAUACAAACCAAUACAAUCUGCAGUUCCGGGAACUACCUUAGGGCCAAUUCAAAUUAAUGCUUUUCUAGGAGGAGGGAAAUUGUAUGACACUCCUGGAGUUCAUCUCCACCAUAGGCAAACUGCAGUUGUUCAAUCUGAAGAUCUACCUUCCCUUGCUCCUCGGAGCCGACUGAGGGGAAUUUCUUUCCCAAGGACUCCUGUGUCUGCGGACAAUGUAGAGCAAGUAGCUUCCAUAGAGAAUGGCUUGAAUGCAUUUUCAGUUUUCUGGGGAGGUCUUGUUAGAAUUGAUUUGAUGAAGGUUCUCCCAGAAACUUGUUUGACAUUUUAUGGGCCCAAGGGACUACAAAUUCAUAUGGUACCCACAGAGCAAGCAGAUGAGUUUUAUCAGAAAGAACUUGGUGUUCUCUUGACUCCGCCAAGUGGAGGAGAAAAUGUUGAGAGCUGGAAAGGACUUGAAUCAGAACGUAAAUUGCAAAUAAAAUUCGAAGAUGUGGAAAGACCAGCUUGUGAUAUAGCUAUAUCAGGUCUAGGGUGGUUUACUGUGGAGCCAUUUGGUAGGUCACACAAAAUCUCUCAAUCAAAACCUGUUGAGACUACUGGGGAAUUGAUUUUGGUCGUGCGAGUCCCCAAACCUGUUGAGAUUUUUGUGAGGCCACCGAUACCGGUAGGCAAGGCUGGAGCAGAGUGGUACCAGUAUGUAGAAUUAACAGAGAAAGAAGAGGAAAUGAGACCGAAAUGGUACUUUUGAACUGAGUUGUUCUGUGUAUUAUUAUUCUUUUUGAGGGAGCUGGGUAAAUCCUCUUCGGAUUUGAUUCUUUCACCAUUACCCAAAUCUUCCGGCAACCCAUUUUCCAUGUGUCAUUAACGUGAUUAGUUUCUGAGUUGUACAACGAGGCCACCAUCUCAGGGAAUUUUAGCAUAGCAGAGUUACGAUAUAGCAAUGGAUGGGUUUCAAUCGAAUUAA
This is a messenger RNA of Vigna unguiculata (cowpea), 1956 nucleotides long. It is a transcript of the gene NOA1, whose product is annotated as P-loop containing nucleoside triphosphate hydrolases superfamily protein. The record is from RefSeq and is a predicted model, not a curated record. Gene Ontology annotation, molecular function: GTP binding; GTPase activity. Lineage: Eukaryota; Viridiplantae; Streptophyta; Magnoliopsida; Fabales; Fabaceae.